AUGAGAACUAACAAGUCCUAUAAGCUGCUGCUCCAUAAGAAGGGCUUUGGUGGAAGCGACGAUGAACUUGUGGUCAACCCAAAGGUUUUCCCUCAGGUCCGUCUGGGGGACAUCAUCGAGAUCGCACACCCCACGGACGAGUACAGUCCUCUCCUGCUGCAAGUUAAAAGCCUGAAAGAAGAUCUGCAGAAAGAGACCAUCAGUGUGGACCAGACCGUGGCUCAGGUCUUCAAACUGCGGGCGUACCAGGAUGUCAUCGUCAGCAUCGUGGAUCCAAAGGAUGUGACUCUGGACCUCGUGGAGCUGACGUUUAAAGACCAGUACAUCGGCCGCGGAGACAUGUGGAGGCUCAAGAAGAGUCUGGUGAGCACUUGUGCCUAUGUGAGCCAGAAAGUGGAGUUUGCCGGGAUCAGAGCCCAGGCCAGUGAGCUGUGGGUCAAAGGAGAGAAGGUGACGUGUGGAUACAUCAGUGAAGACUCCAGGGUGGUGUUCCGGUCCACGUCUGCCAUGGUCUACAUCUUCAUCCAGAUGAGCUGCGAGAUGUGGGACUUCGACAUCUAUGGAGACCUUUAUUUUGAAAAGGCGGUGAAUGGCUUCCUGUCUGAUCUUUUUACUAAAUGGAAGGAGAAAAACUGCAGCCAUGAAGUCACCGUGAUCCUGUUUUCCCGCACUUUCUACAACGGCAAAUCUCUAGAUGAAUUCCCAGAAGCUCUGAGAGGAUCCAUUCACCAGGACCAUGAAGGACGCUUCUGUGAGGACUUCUACAGAGUCGUGGCUCAGAACGAGAGGCGAGACGAGUGGACCUCUCUCCUGGUCACCAUCAAGAAGUUGUUCAUCCAGUAUCCAGUCCUGGUGCGGCUCAAAGAAGCAGAUGGGUUUCCUGUCGGUUAUAACUCCUCGGCUGUUCAAGGAAACUACCUGGAGGCCAUAAAUCUGUCUUUUAACGUAUUCGACAAACACUACAUCAACCGUAACUUCGACCGCACGGGGCAGAUGUCGGUGGUGAUCACGCCGGGGGUCGGAGUGUUCGAAGUGGACCGUCUGCUCAUGAUCCUCACCAAACAGAGGAUGAUCGACAACGGCAUCGGUGUGGACCUGGUCUGUAUGGGAGAGCAGCCUCUUCACGCCGUGCCGCUGUUUAAGCUUCACAACAAACCAACUCCUGGAGAUUCUCGAGUUGGAGACGAUUACAACCUGCCUCAUUGGAUCAACCACAGCUUUUACACAUCCAAAAACCAGAGCCCGUGCAGUUCCUUCACUCCUCGCAUCAAACUGGCAGCAAGAAAAUUUCACGCAGACAGGAUGAAGAGCCACAGGGAGCACACUCUGUGUGUUCAGAAAGAGCCGGAGAACAGCCUGCCCAUCCAGGUGGACUACGACGCCCACGAUGCCCAGGUGUUCCGCCUCCCAGGACCGGCCCGAGUGCAGAGGCCCUCGCACUUCAGGUUAGGCCGUGAGCGAGAGGGCAGUGCGCGGCGGAGCUGGGGGUCUGUGGAGGUGGCGGGGGGGAUGGGGGUGUCUCCUCCGGUGCGGUCCACAGAUGAGCAGCGCAGUCUGGCCUCUGACGACAGCCUCGGCCCUGUGUCCAACAUGCUGCUGAUCCCACGUCUGCAGGGAGUGGGGCAGUACGAGGUCAGCAGCUCUCUGGGAUACACCAGCACCAGAGACCUGGUGGAGAAGAUGCUGGACUCCCAGAGGGACAGCAGUGCUCCUGGACGCUUCACCGUGGGCAGUGCUGAGUCCACUCUCCACAUUCGUCCCGGAGGCUACACCCCCCAGAGGGCCCUCAUCAACCCCUUCACCCCGUCCCGGAUGCCCAUGAAGCUCACCUCCAACCGCCGCCGCUGGAUGCACACCUUCCCCGUCGGACCCUCCGGAGAGGCCAUCCAGAUCCACCACCAGACCAGACAGAACAUGGUGGAGCUUCAGGAAGAGCGAGACCCCGCCCACACGUCUGCAGAGCUGCUGGAGCUGGCCUAUCACGAGGCCACAGGCAGGAGAACCACGCUGCGUCACGGAGAGAACGGGCUGCACUUCGGAGUCGUGGAGGAGUUCACCGGGAGUCCAGGGAGUCAGGCCAGCGAUCAUUUCUUGACCGUGUCGUCUGCAGGAACCUUGACAAACCGCGGCUCCUUUGAUAACUUCUCUCUGAGCGGCAGUGAUCCGAUCUUGGUGCUGUCUGCGCCUCCGACAGUGCCUAGUUUCUGCUGCACGGUGGGAGUGGACUGGAAGAGCCUGACCACGCCCGCCUGCCUCCCCCUCACCACUGACUACUUCCCCGAGAGGCAGGCGCUGCAGAACGACUACACCGAGGGCUGCUACGACCUGCUCCCUCACAGCGACCUCGACAGGCGUGAGGACGAGGCUCCGUCCAUGAGUGCGUCUCAGGUCUUUGAGGAGUUCAUCUGUCAGCGGCUGAUGCAGGGAUAUCAGAUCAUUGUGCAGCCCAACAGGAAGAGCCAGCCCAGCGCCGCCCCCCCCCUCGGCAGCAGCCCGCUCUACUCCAGAGGUUUGGUGUCGAUGCGCCGCAUGGAGGACGAGGAGACCGUGUUCUGGCUGAGCAUGGGCCGGACCUUCCACAAAGUCUGCCUCAAGGACAAGAUCAUCACCGUGACGCGCUACCUGCCCAAAUACCCGUAUGAAACAGCCCAGAUCAGCUACAGCUACAGCCUGUGCCCCCCGCAGCCCGAGGCCCAGUUCGUCUGCUGCUGGGUGGAGUUCGGACACGAGCGUCUGGAGGAGUACAAGUGGAACUACCUGGACCAGUACAUCUGCUCCGUGGGCUCAGAGGACUUCAGCCUGAUCGACUCGCUGAAGUUCUGGAGAACGCGCUUCCUGCUGCUGCCUGCAGGGGGAGCGCGGCGCGUGGGGGACAUGGAGGGGCCUUGGGACGUGUACGGAGACGGGCCCGGUGUGGGGACCAACGGGGAGGGGGCUCUGCUGGACGGCUUUAUCCGAUUCGUGGAGGGUCUGAACCGCAUCAGGAGACGGCACCGCUCCGACCGCAUCAUCAGGAAGGGAACCCCCCUGAAGGUGACGGCGCCCCUCCCCUCCUACCCCCCUGAGCCUGUGGCCCCUCCCCCGGGAAAGAAGGGGACCUCAGCCCUGUCCGCUCUGCUGGAGAUGGACCAGAAUCACAAGUCUCUGGAAGAGCAGCAGUCCAAGCCCCCUCCUGUGACCCCGGACCCCCCAGCGGUGUCUGUGGCCCCCUCGUAUUUGGACAGCCCCCGCAAGGACGGUGCCUUUAUAUUUGACUUUAUUCGAAGUCCGCGCUCCUCGUACGUCCCCCACUCUCAGCCAGUCCCUGAAGCCUCGGACAGUGCAGAUAGAGCAGGACUUCAGACCCAGACCUCUGAGACUGGAUCCACAGACCCCAGUUUAGCCUCAAACGGCGUCCUCUCUCUCUCUUCUUCGCCGACGUCUCUGGAGAUUCUCGACGCCAUCAAACAUCCAACGACCGGGGUCCACCUGCUGCCGGAGCAGAAGGGGCUGCCUCCAAACUGCUUCAUCAGUGCAGAGGUGGUUCAUUGGCUCGUCAACAACGUGGAGGGCGUGGCCACUCAGGGCAUCGCCGUGGACAUCAUGCAGAAAAUGCUGGAGGAGGGGUUGGUGGCUCACGCCUCCGGAGACGCCAUGCGAACCUUUGUCUACGGAUUCUACUUUUACAGAAUCGUAGGAGAAAAGGACGCCUCGCAGAUCGCCCCCUCUGCUGCUGGAGGCUGGUCGUCCGCUGCCCUCGAGGACCUGACGUUGUUCCAGAGGAAGUGGUUUGAGGUGGCCUUCGUCCUGGAGGAGCGCAGACCAUGUGACCUGCCAGCCUUCUUGUUGCCGUGGUUACCCAGCAGGCCCGCCUCCUACGCAAGUAGGCACAGCUCUUUCAGCCGCAGCUUUGGAGGACGCAGCCAGGCCGCCGCACUGCUAGCCGCCACCGUCCCGGAGCAGAAGACCGUGACUCUGGACGUGGACGUGAACAACCGCACGGACCGCAGCGAGUGGUGCAGCUGCUACUACCACGGAAACUUCUCUCCCAACUCCGCCUUUGAGAUCAAGCUGCACUGGAUGGCCGUCACCGCCGCUGUGCUCUUCGAGAUGGUGCAGGGCUGGAGCAGGAAGGCGGCCUCCUGUGGUUUCCUCCUGGUGCCCGUGUUGGAGGUGCCCUUCGCUCUCACCUCAAACCUGUACGGAGACCCCUUCAGGACUCACCUGUUCAUCCCACUGCACACACACUGUCUGCUGCAGAACCACACCGACAACCUGUUCGAAGGCUUCGAGCCGGAGUCGUACUGGGACCGCAUGCAGCUGUUCCAGGAGGCCAUUCUCUACAGGUUUGGUUUCGUUAACGACAAGUUCUCAGCCUCGGCCUUCAGCUUCCCCUCAGAGAACAGGCCGCAGUACAUCCACGUCACAGGCACCGUGUUCCUGCAGCUGCCUUUCUCCAAACGCAAAUUCACCAACGCUCCUCAACGCCGCCGCCGCAACUCCACGGCGUCCGGAGGCCAGGCGGGGGUGGGCGGGGCCGCGGGGGGGGAGGAGCGGCCCGGGUUCUACUGGGCCUACAACAGCAUGCUAACCAAGGCCUGGAGGGGGGGCGCGCUGGGGGACGAGCGGCUAGCCGACCGCCUGCUCCGGGACUUCACCGACUUCUGCGCCAACAAGGACCAGCGCCUCAGACUGUUCUGGAACAGCUGCGUGGACAAGAUGAACGCCAGCGCCCCCUGA
Knipowitschia caucasica is the source of this 4719-nucleotide messenger RNA. Lineage: Eukaryota; Metazoa; Chordata; Actinopteri; Gobiiformes; Gobiidae. The record is from the annotation of a GenBank genome assembly.